Molecule: messenger RNA, 1518 nt
Organism: Thamnophis sirtalis
Lineage: Eukaryota; Metazoa; Chordata; Lepidosauria; Squamata; Natricidae
Source: RefSeq, a predicted model, not a curated record
UUACCAUCAGCCUUCCAUAAAUUGUGAAUUUAUUAGCAAAGUGGAUCAAUACUACUGAGCUCUAGUCAUGCCAUCCUACUUCGUGACAGUGGCGACGGGAACUCAGUGGUUCGCAGGGACCGACGACUAUAUCUACCUUACCUUGGUGGGCUUAGCCGGCACGAGCGAGAGACACCUGCUUGACAAACCCUUCUAUAAUGACUUCGAGCGCGGUGCUACUGAUACUUAUGAAGUUACAGUGACAGAGGACUUGGGGGAAAUCCAAUUGAUAAAAAUUGAAAAGCGGAAGUACUGGUUUCCUGAUGAUUGGUACCUUAAAUAUAUCGCUGUGAAAACACCAGUUGGUGAUUACCUGGAGUUUCCAUGUUACAGGUGGAUUACAGAUGAAAAAGAGGUGGUUCUCCGAGAUGGUCGAGCCAAGCUUUUUGAAGAUGAGAAAACUCAAAUCCUUAAGCUUCAAAGACGUAAGGAAUUGGAAGAACGGCAGAAGUUGUACAAAUGGACAGAAUGGCAGCCAGGUUUUCCUUUGAGCAUAGAUGCCAAGUCUCAUAAGGAAUUGCCUCGCAACAUCCAAUUUGACAGUGAAAAGGGAGUCGACUUUAUCUUGAAUUACACCAAAGCAAUAGAAAAUCUCUGUAUCAAUCGUUUCAUGCAUAUGUUCCAAUCCUCCUGGAGUGACUUCGCAGAUUUUGAGAAGAUCUUUGUCAAAAUAAGUAAUACAAUAUCUGAAUAUGUAAUGCAGCACUGGCAAGAAGAUUUUAUGUUUGGAUACCAGUUUCUGAAUGGCUGCAAUCCUGUAUUAAUUAAAAAAUGCAUAGAACUACCAAAAAAGUUCCCAGUGACCACAGAAAUGGUAGAAUACAGUUUGGAGAGAAAUCUAACUCUGGAGCAGGAAAUAAAGCAAGGAAAUAUUUUCAUUGUGGACUAUGAACAACUGGAAGAUAUUGACGUCAAUAAGACAGACCCCUGCACAGUACAGUAUUUGGCUGCUCCUAUCUGUUUAUUGUAUAAAAAUUUAGAGAAUAAAAUUCUCCCUAUUGCAAUUCAGAUAAAUCAAGCUCCUGAACCAUGCAAUCCUAUUUUCCUUCCAUCUGAUGCUAAAUAUGAUUGGUUAUUAGCCAAAAUAUGGGUACGUUCUUCUGAUUUCCAUAUACAUCAAACUGUGACUCAUCUGCUUCGGACUCACUUAGUUUCAGAAGUUUUUGCAGUGGCUAUGUUCCGACAAUUGCCUGCGGUCCAUCCUCUCUUUAAGCUCCUGAUACCUCAUGUACGAUUUACAAUAGCUAUAAACACCAAAGCUCGAGAGCAACUUAUCUGUGAAUAUGGACUUUUUGACAAGGCAAAUGCCACUGGAGGAGGUGGGCAUGUGCAAAUGGUCCAGCGAGCAAUGGAACAUCUUACCUACAGCUCUCUCUGCUUUCCUGAAGAAAUCAAGUCAAGACAUAUGGAAAGCCAUGAGGAUAUUCCAUACUACUACUAUCGGGAUGAUGGAGUAAAAGUAUGGGAUGCAAUCAAAAG